AUGUCACAAUUACACUGUUCACAAGAACAUCAUCAUUUACCAGUUGGUCGUUUUCCACGACAACUUUUUGACUUUGAAAAUUUUCUCGGUCCAUCACUUGAUUUAUUUGAUCCAUUUGAUGAAAUCGAUUUAGCUUCGCAUCGAAUGCAAAGUGCUCUUCAAUGGUUACAAGAUCCACCACGUCUUCAACAACAACUCUGUCCAGUUACGGGUCAUAAAAAACGACCUCAUACUGAUAAAUUUCGUGUUACAUUAGAUGUACAUGGUUAUAAACCAGAAGAUUUAAGUGUUAAAGUUGUUGGUCGUAAAUUAUUUAUUGAUGGAAAACAAGAAUUUCGUGAUGGUGAUGAUUUUUCGGUUAAAGAAAUGCGUAAAACGUAUGAUUUACCUGAAAAUGCUAGUUUUGAACAUAUGACAUCGUUUCUUACUGCAAAAGGUACAUUGGUCGUUGAAUUUCCAUUAAUUACACAGGCUACAGAACGAGAUGAUCAUCAUCAUCAAUUACAACAAUCUGGUGCUAAUUUAAAAGAAUUUAAUUUUGAUGAAUUUUUUAAGAGUGCAUUUGAACCUAAAAUUAUUGAUGAUACAGAAAAAGGAGGCAAGAAAAUUGAUUUAUCAUUAGAUAUGACUGGUUUUCGACCAGAUCAAAUUCAAAUUCAUCUUAAAGAUCGUGAUUUAAUUGUUCAAGCUGAAUCAAGUGCAUCGGAUAAACAUCAUACAGCUCGUUCAUAUAUUUAUAAGGCUGUUACACUACCACCCAAUAUUGAUGUUGAACAUAUGCGCUCAUUUCUUCAUGAUGGUAAACGACUUAUUAUUACCGCUCCGUAUCGUGACAAUACUGCUGCUGUUAGUAAUGGAAAAGCUGGUGCACUUGAUUGUGGUGAUCAUAGCAAUAGUUCAUUGAAAAAUGUUGAUUCUAAAGAUGAUCCCAAAUUACCUACAUCGACAUCACCAACAAGUUCAACAUGUUCAGUUGCUGGUUCGGUUAAUUCAACACUUGAAAAUACACAUUAA
Molecule: messenger RNA, 1014 nt
Organism: Rotaria sp. Silwood1
Lineage: Eukaryota; Metazoa; Rotifera; Eurotatoria; Philodinida; Philodinidae
Source: the annotation of a GenBank genome assembly